AUGCCUCACUUCAACCCAGAUGUGCAUUCCACAGCCGACGUCGUCCGGCAGGCCGUCAUUCCGCUCACGGCCGGCAACUCGGCCUUUGGGCCGUGCGCGUUGUCUACGCAGCUCAUGGGAGGGGCCUCUAUCCGGGCGGAGCGCAUGGUUACGCAUGCGUGGUCAAAUAAAUUCGCAGAUCUUAUUGCUGCCAUUGUGGCGGAUGCUCUUGGUCUCAUCACGUAUGAGGCGGUGCUGCCCAGGUUGAAACCAGCCGAAUUGCCAGUGUUAAUGAAGGAGUUGCACCAGAGGGGCUUUCUGGGGAUUUCGUAUUGGGUCUGUGCUGCUUGCGUCAAUCAGCAUGCAGGAAUAUGUGGUGCGAACCCAGGGCAGCAGCAGGAUCCAGUCAGCGGCAGAGUACAUCCUGUCUGCAGUUGUAAUCACCCUAAAUUCUGGAACAGCACGCCGCCAUUGCGCUUCGACGGGGAGGGGGUUUUGUGUGAGAUGAACAAGUUUGAUGACAUGAUGCUCUAUCUCAGCUCGAAUGACCCGUCCUUCCGGCAGGUCAUAGCCAUCGACCGCGAGUUCGAUUUGUUCAAGCGGGCAUGGUGUGUUAGCGAGAUUCAUUUGGCGCACUCCUCGUACAUAAACGCAGCUGUCAAAUUCCAUACCCACAAGAGCCUCGAGCUGCACCAAAACAUUUUGAUGAAUCUGCGCGUGCAGGACAUGGAGUCGUCCAGGCCAGAGGAUAAGGCCAUGAUCCUCGGGAAGAUCGACAACUUGGAUGAUUUCAACGAAACCCUAAGGUGGAUCGUUCUGGACGAGGACACCGGCAUCUUCGCAAAUUGCCAGGACAGCCUGCAGGCCUCAGGCAAUCUCGGCAAGAUCGUCCGGACAACACUCUAUUCGAAUAGCUCCGCGCCGUCUACCCCGUCCUCAUUCUUUGCAUGCGUUGCUCGCACGCCCUCGCCCUCAGUCUGA
Prorocentrum cordatum is the source of this 960-nucleotide messenger RNA. The record is from the annotation of a GenBank genome assembly. NCBI's taxonomy places the organism in Eukaryota, Dinophyceae, Prorocentrales, Prorocentraceae.